CCCGCUUCGAUCGCCUCUCCGCCAAUCAGAGCCCAGAACCGCUCCCCCUCGGCUCCCCUGCCGCCCAUUGCUCGGCUCUAAUUGGCCGACGCGCAAAUCAAUUUCGCCCGAGUCCCUGCUCUCCCUGAAUAAAUACUUGUUGGAAAUCUGCCCUCCCACCGCUAUCUAUGUAACGCUCCAGUGAUCACACGCAGGGAGAGCAUUUAAACCUGGGAGACUUGGAGGGAUCGGGCAGAUGCUGAUGCAGGUUUAAAGGAAGCAAAAAAAAAUAAAAAUAAAAACAAAAAUAAGAAAGAUAAACUCACAUCAUGAGUAUGAACUACGCGUCUGCGGCGCCCACACAGCGGUCCACGUCGUUUUUCAUUGAGGACAUCUUAUUGCACAAACCCAAGCCGCUGAGAGAGGUCAUCCCCUCGCCGUUCUGCAGCUCCCUGGCCUCCCGGAUGCCCAUCCUGGAAUAUGGAUACCCGCUGAUGCCAACUCCGAUACUGGCGCCACAUCCGCACCAUCCUCUCCACAAGCCAGAGCAUCACCAGUACUUCUUCACAUCUGGGAUGCAGAUGCCGGCCUUGUUCCAGCACCACGCAGAGCUCCCGGGCAAACACUGCCGGCGCAGGAAGGCCCGGACGGUCUUCUCCGACUCGCAGCUGUCCGGCCUGGAGAAGCGCUUUGAGAUCCAGCGGUACCUGUCCACGCCGGAGAGAGUGGAGCUGGCCACGGCGCUCAGCCUGUCCGAGACCCAGGUGAAAACGUGGUUCCAGAACCGGCGGAUGAAGCACAAGAAGCAGCUGAGGAAGGCGCAGGACGAGCGGAAGAAUCCCGGAGAUCUGGAGAGGUCCGCCGAGAACUCCAGCGAGAGCGACCUGAACGAGAAGAGAGGCGAGGAGCUGAAGCACUGCCUGGAGCCGGACUCCUACAUGCUGGACGAGAACGACGACGAUGUGGAUAUCGAAGAUGACAUUUGCUCCCCGGAUCACCUCCUAUAGUAGGCUGCGGAGCUGUUCCCCGAGCAGCAGCUGUCCCUCUGUAAAUAUGCUGUAGGUAGACCACACUGACUGUCCUCUCCCUCCAUUACCAACAUGUAAGUUACUGUUUUAAAUGAAGGGGGGGAUAGGCUAUA
Molecule: messenger RNA, 1120 nt
Organism: Acanthochromis polyacanthus (spiny chromis)
Lineage: Eukaryota; Metazoa; Chordata; Actinopteri; Pomacentridae
Gene: bsx
Product: brain-specific homeobox
Exons: 3
Coding region: 309-986 (225 amino acids)
Biological process (GO): regulation of DNA-templated transcription
Molecular function (GO): DNA-binding transcription factor activity, RNA polymerase II-specific; DNA binding
Source: RefSeq, a predicted model, not a curated record